AUGGCUGACCACCGUUCUUGUCGCGUUGUAGAAACCGCUAAACCUUUCGUGCAUACUGGUACAGACUUUGCUGGACCCUUUAAGGUCACCAUCUCACGUGGUCGGGGUAUUCGUUCAUCGAAAGCAUAUGUUUGUCUUUUCGUGUGUAUGACCACUCGUGCUGUUCAUAUAGAACUAGCCAGUGAUUUGAGCACGCAUAGUUUCAUGGCUGCUUUUAAAAGAUUUUUAUCGCGCCGAGGUCCUGUAGGUUGUAUGUACUCAGAUAACGGUACAAAUUAUGUGGGUGCCAAACGCAAUAUUUCGGAAGUUCACGCUUUUUUGAACUCUAAAUACUACAAAACUGAAUUCGCACAUAUGUUAGCAGAAAAUCGCAUUAAAUGGCAGUUUAAUACGCCCGCCGCAAGUCACUUCGGCGGAAAUUGGGAAGCAAAUAUAAAAAGCCUUAAAUCCCAUCUUUAUAGAGUUGUAGGGUUGCAGAUUCUCACUUUCGAAGAGUUGAGUACCGUGCUCACUCAAAUAGAAGCCGUGAUGAACACACGUCCGCUAUGUAGGACACUGUCUGGCGACCCAGCUGAGCCGUUAGCUUUGACUCCGGCUCACUUUUUGUCGUUGACGCCGCUUAAAUAUUUACCCGCUAGAGAUAUUGACGAAGACAGGCAGCAUAUUCUCUCGCGUCACUCUCUUUUAGAUAAAUUAGUUCAGUCAUUUUGGAAACGUUGGAAAACAGACUACUUACAUACGCUACAAUCGCGCCAAAAAUGGAACACUCCAUCCAACCCAAUCGUUGUUGGAAAAGUAGUAAUUUUAAUGACGGAAAACGCGCCCCCGCUACAUUGGCCUUUAGGAGUAGUGGAGGAGGUUUUUCCUGGUUCAAAUGGAGUGAUUAGAACUGUGUAUGUGCCACCCAUCGCAGAGGAACACCACUACGACCGUGAUAGUGCCAGCAUCAGCUCCAA
Bombyx mandarina (wild silkworm) is the source of this 956-nucleotide messenger RNA. RefSeq lists its product as uncharacterized. NCBI's taxonomy places the organism in Eukaryota, Metazoa, Arthropoda, Insecta, Lepidoptera, Bombycidae. The record is from RefSeq and is a predicted model, not a curated record.